Messenger RNA from Peronospora belbahrii, 2442 nucleotides. The record is from the annotation of a GenBank genome assembly. NCBI's taxonomy places the organism in Eukaryota, Oomycota, Peronosporomycetes, Peronosporales, Peronosporaceae.
AUGGACGAGAUCGCACUGCUGCAGCAGCAAUUGGCCGCUGUCCAGCAGCAGGAGACGGCGCUGAAGCUGUCGGAACACAACGUUAUUGAUCUUUUGCUUAAGCUGAAGCAAUUGGGGAAGCUUGAAGUGAUCCACACGCGUACUGGGAAGCAGUUUCUGACGCUACUUCAGAUCCAGAAGGAGAUCAUUGACUACGUGGCGCUUCAAGGUGGACGUAUGAGCCUUACGGAUCUGGAGAAGAUUAUUGAAGUGGAUCGUACGCACAUAGAAAAGCAGGUGGCGGCGCUCUGUAGAGAAAACAGGGGUCACAAGGAUUCAUACCACGUGGUAAACAACGGCGAGGAGCUGCUCACGAGCUGGUACCUCGACAGUAUCAUGGAGGACACAAAUGUGCUACUACAAGAUAGCGGUACUACAAGUAUGGGAGAUCUGGCUCAGCAGUAUGGCUUUUCUGUAGACUACAUGAGAGAUGUGGUGCGCACAAGACUCGGAAGUCUUUUAAAGGCGCGAGAAAGGGAUAAUGUAUUGUACACGGACUCAUACGAGACAGCGCAAAAGGCGCGUAUACGAGGUGUCUUUGCUGGUGUGACACGCCCUGUAUUUGUACCUGAUGUGGUAUGGUCUUUUGGCUUUGAUGAGGCUGUGGCUAAUGAAGCACUGACAGAGCUGAUGCAGACAAAAGUAUUGAUGGGUACAUUGAGAGGACGUGAGUAUGUGCCUUAUAUUUUCAUGGAAGCUCAGAGGGAAAGCAUGUACUCAUUCUUUCAACAGAAUGGAUACUUAGAGAAUGUGAGAGCCAAAGAGUUACAAGUUGCUCGACCCUUUGACUUUCUAAAGAGGAGGUUCCCGGAUGCCGUACCUCUGCAAGAAUGUGUGGUGAGCCGUGCUAUGCAGCUGCAGCUUGAAGGAGCUGUGGAAGCAGCAGUGAAUGAAAACUCGCUGGUGGAUGUACGUAUGCUACUACCAAGUGCUCUGUCGGCAGGAGAUGUUGCAAUGUUGCUGGGUAUGUCGCCGACACUGAAAAAAAUGGGUCAUGCACCCAGGGCGUACCAAAUUGCAAAUGUUUAUGCUGUUAGUUUAGGUUUGUUUGCUUCUUGUGUGGAAAAAUUUGAGGAAGAUGCCAUGACAAAGGCUGCUUGUGCUGCAGCCCAGCAGAAAAGCAGUGGCAUAAAGGUUAGUUUGCACGAAAAUCGACAAGAGAUUGAUAAAGGCGAUGAUUUAGGCGCUAGCAGUAAGCACGGCAAAAAAGGAAAGCGUGGAACGGGUGACAAUAAGCGCGAGCAGGAAGAAACUGGAGGGCAGGGUGGAAAAACGAGAAAAGCUAAGAAGAGUAAACGUGGAUCGAAGCGCGGUGAAGAAGCUGGUGACGACGAUGAUAGACCUGCAACUGCUGAGGCUUCGAUUGUGCCUACGCGUGAGGAGAUGACUGAGCUCUUUAUUAGAUGGUUUCCGGUCGUUGCGGAACUGGAAGGCGAUGACGAUUUUAUUGACGGUAUGGUAGAACAUUUAGAAAGUAAGGCCGCCGAAGUGUACUCAACCGCACUGGCCAAGGCACUGUCUAGCAUUCUACGAGGAGAUGCUGCAUCACUGCGGGAGCUGCGCAAGACGUUUGAAGACCGAUUCGAUGAACAAUAUACAAAGUUACUUGUUCUGUCAAAGGGAUACAACAAGCUAUCGAUGCGUGUGGACGCCAAGGAUGUAUCCAGCAUGGAGCAGCUAGCUGUCGUAGAAGUACAUUUGCUCGAGACCUUUGCCGUAGAGCUUACAGCUUUGAUCACAAGAUUCAUUGCCGAGAGCAACAGUUUUGAACUGGAAGACCUAUCGAUCUUGCCAUCUCCUAGUGGCAGCGAGGAUAGUAUGGGUAAGGUUCCAAGUGGUGCGGUGAUAAUCUUGAGCGACGAAAACAAGAGAAUACUCGAGUCGAGUCUUCCACAUUCAACUGCAAGUAAUCUGGUGCGGUUAUGGACGCUGGCUACCGCUGGCCGUCGGUCACUGAGCGAUUUCAUGGCACAUGUGUCGGUUUUAGCAGAGGCUCUAUGCAUGCCGCUUCCGAAGUUGGAUCGCAAGAAAGAGCGACAAGUCAUAUUUGGCUACCGACAGUCACUAAUUGCAGAACUCGACGAGGUGGUGGCACUUGCGAUUGAGAGCAGUCAGCAACAUGCUUUAGUAGCAACCUUGAUUCUGCAACUUUUCUUCCAGCAGCUAACUGGGCUUCCCGGUAGUUUUCCACGUCACAGUAUAUCGUAUGGUAGAAUAGUGCUGAACGCAUUUCAAGACUCAGUACCUGAAAAGUCAAUGUUUCUCUUUCAGGUGUUUGUCCAGCUGGCAAGUGCGAUGAGCACUGGCGAAGAAGUUACCGAAGAGCAAAAGAGCGCGUGGAGUGAAAGUCUGGAUGCUGUGCAUGCAUUGGUUCUUUCAAAAAACCCGAACUUUGUAGAAUGA